This is a messenger RNA of Penicillium pulvis, 1293 nucleotides long. RefSeq lists its product as uncharacterized. Bases 1 to 1293 code for a protein of 430 amino acids. The transcript has 3 exons. Lineage: Eukaryota; Fungi; Ascomycota; Eurotiomycetes; Eurotiales; Aspergillaceae. The record is from RefSeq and is a predicted model, not a curated record.
AUGCCAUACAAGGAAUGGAAGAACAGGUUCUCGUUCGAUUUCGAUUCUCACGGUGAACCACGUGGCUCGCGAGUCCCUAAGGACCCCCCAAUGAUCAUCUGGGCCCACGGCCUUCCCUGGUUUCCGGUUUUCAAAGACGUUUACCUGUUAGGCAUCAUCGAUGUCGGAGCCCUGACAGGUCGACUCAUCGUGCACAUUCGCACAGAUUUACCAGUGAUUGCAAUUGCCUCCAGGACUAAGGCAACAUUUAUACCACUUCCCUCGCGACAAUUUCAUACGAGGAACGGAAGAACAGGUUCUCUUUCGAUUCGAUUCUCACGGUGCCCACGUGGUUCUCGAGUCCCUAAGGGAAACCCUCCCAUGAUCAUCUGGGCUCACGGCCUUCCCUGGUUCCCAGUUUUCAAAGAUGUCUACAUCUUGGGCGGCUCUUGGUGCAAAGCGGCUGGGUAUCUACUUCAGACACGGACCCCAAGGAAUGCAAAAAAGGACAAUGUUUCAGACACCAUGUCCCUUGGAUAUGUCCUGGCUCCCCCCGCCGCAGUGGAAGCAUCAAAGGCGUUCUCAAGCACGAUGCUUGAGUUGAGGAAAUAUUCGUCCAUUUUAUACGACCCUGACAUCACAAAGGGCAUUGUCGAUGUCGGAGCCCUGACAGGUCGACUCGUCGUGCAUCCUUCAGUCGCCGCAGGCGAGACUCCGACUUUCUCGGACCAGGAUUUUGUCUCUCAGGGUUUCGCAAAUACAGCGGGAAAUACCUUCGUUAAUGUCGCGACACAAAUCGGCACUCCCGAUCCUCAGGGCUCCCAGGGUGACGGAACAGAGGAGGGGUCUGACGAUUCUAUGGGUAGCGAGGAGCUCGCGGAAUUUAUAAAAGGCCCGGGUCUUCCCCCUAAGUCUCCUCCUCCCAAGUCUCCUGGUUGCAGGUCUCCACGUUCCAAGUCUCCACGCCCUGCGACCUCUCAGCAUGAUAAAACUACGACAGAAGACAAACCCCUGACGAGACUAGGAUGGUGGAUCGUGAACCAGAAAUUUUCUGCCAAGGUCAUAGAAUUGAUCCGUUAUCGCGUCUCGCUGCCAGAGCCAAGAGUCAACUUUCUCAUCUCAAAUAUCAGAGAGGGGGACCCAGAAGAGUUAUUACGUGCCCUAAGCCUCAGCAGUGAACUGCAGGUCAUGGGUGGCUUGAUAAACGAUUCGUCCCAGUCUUCAGGCAUCAAAGAUGCCAUGUCCAAAUCUUGCAGUGCUUUAACGGCAGACUUAAUAGGCUUCUCUACCGAGGAGUUGGUCCAACGACCCUAG